AUAGUGACCCUACCUUUCCUUCCUUCACGCUACGUUUCCAAAUAUUAUGGAAAAUGUAGUGUUUUUGUCCUUUUGCUACGGUCAGAAACUCGGCAUAACACACAUUACGGACUGGUGGGAGGGCUGUUUUUCGGUAGGCGUACUGGCCAGGCGUGUGAUGUGUGUGAAGUGAAUCCGAAUCGUCUCCAUUGCACAACCAUCCAGAACGAAAGGCAAAACACCUGCGGAAAACGCAUUUUGUGAUAACACUCUAGUCAAAAAAGUCUGCACCCCGUCUCCUUCCCUUCCUCCCCGUGGUAAAUUGCUGUUGCACCGAUCCAAACGUGAAAGAAAGAAAAAAAAGAAACAUAAUACGUACAGCAAGUAAUGGAUACCAGUUUCCCACCACCGAGUGCCAUUAUUUUUGAAACCCGUGGAAAACGCCACGAUUGAUAAGAACCCGGAGUGGCGUGUCGCAUACACAUACGCCCGGCUGCAUAUGUAUUCGUGGUCGGCGGAUAUCGGCCCAACGGAGCGCGGAAACCACCCGAUCGAACGUAAAGUGUCGCAAACAGGUGCACAAACAAGCAAAGAAAACGGGCGAGCAAAAGGAGAAGGUAUUGCCGAUUAAAAUAACUUUCAUACAAGAAACCUCGCGCGACACACAGUGUGCGCCUUAUCGCGACCUCAAGAACGGGUUACAAUCGAGUCGAUUGUACACGGCGACGGGCAGUAAACGAAUGGUGUGAACCCUUGGAGAACGCUUGUAGCAGGUAAAAACGGCCCCAGCGGCCCACAACCAGUUACGAGGUCGGCGAUGCAGCAGCAGUGAAAACGUAUCGAACAGCAAAGUUUCGUAAUACCGAAACAGUACCGUCUCGCAAAGCCGUUUUGGACAAGUGUCUGGAAAGUGCCGAACAGCACCACAUAAUGUUCACGUCGCUAAAGAACAAAAUUCGCGAAGAAACUGGCAACGAUGUAGCACCACUGUCCGUGUCCCGAACGCGCCGCAGCCGGCCCGAAUCACUCACCAGUGCCAGCUCGAUCGACGAGCUAAGCGUGCUGGAGCAGAAGGAUGCCGAGCUGAACGCAACCAGGCUCGAGCUGCAGGAGCUUGCCGGUCAUUUGAGCAGCUGCCGGGAGCAGGCACGCACCCUGGAGGAGGAAACCGCACGGCUGCGGCAAACGAACAGUGCGCUCGAAGCGAAACUGCAAGCCAGCCAGCUGCAGCGGGAUCUGCAGCGCGAAGAGCAAGACAAGAUACAGAACUGCCAGCAGCAGGAAAUAUCGAAGCUAAAGAGUAUGCUACUGUUUCGCGAGCAGGAAGCUAUCGACCGGAUAGCGCACCAGAAGAAUGCCGAACAGCAGGCCGAAAGUCUCCGGCAGGAAGUGAACCGCCUGCGCGAGCUCGAACCGAUGCUGGAAAACACACAGGACGAGCUGGAAAAUUUGCGCCAUUCGUCGCAAUGCGAACGGAACAGUCUGAUGUCAAAGUUGGCCGCGGUCGAGGAAGCGAACCGGCACCUGAAAAGCCGCGUCCAGGUGCUGGAUACGCGCGUCUCACUCGGCACCACCGGUGGCAGUACGGAUGAGAAGGUGCAGAGUUUGCUGCAGGAGCGUGAUCUGCUCGAACAGCGGCUAGAGGCGGCCCAUCUGCAUCUGUCCGACAUUAAGACACGCUGGAGCGCACAGAACAUGACGCUCGAGACGCAGGUAAGCCGUUUGUCGCGCCAGGUCGCGGAGGAAACCACCGAAAAGCAUAAUGCGCUCAAGGUAAAGGAUGAGCUGAUCGAGAAGCUGAAGCAGCUAGAGUUCGAGUUCGAGAAGCUGCGGUCGGAAAUAACGCAACGUGACAAUAAGAUCAAGCUUAUGAAUGAAGAAAUCGAUGAAUUGCAUUCUACCCUGCGUGAGGCACGUGAGCAGCAUGAGGAGGAGGUCACGUUCAUGAGCAGCAAAGUAGAUCAACUGCAAACCGAAUGUACCGACCUGCGUACGAACCUCACCGAAUCGGAACAGCGACUGCUGGAGUGUUUGGAGAGUGCCGACCGCGCAACCGGUACCUAUCAGGGCCAGGUGGCCGAGCUGGAGAAUGCCGCGCGGGAACUUAAUCGUCAACUGGCAAGCGAAACUCAGGAGAAAAUGGCUGUACUGAUGAAGAACGCAGAAAUGUCACAGCAGGAGGAAAUUUUACGCCAGGAAUUGCGACACGAGAAAGAUGAAUCGAUCGAGCUUCAUGAACGUGCUAUGAUGCUGCAGCAUGAACUAGAUAAACGCCUAAAUACGGUCAACGAGCUGAGAAAACAGGUGGACGAACUGAUGACCACGAAUCUCAAUCUGAACGCUGAUCUGGUAGACAAGAACAAGGUUCGUUUGCGCGUGAUGAGCGCCAAGAAAGCCCGCUUUAUAAUGCUCUCUACUUUGCAGAUUAUAAAAACACUAAACCAACGUCUCGUCGAUAUGAAGAAAACGCUCCAGGAGGAGCUUAAGGGUCAACAGAAUGGCAACAAUAAUAAUAACAACAAUGGCGCCAUCGGCUACGUUGGCGCAAAUCAACCACCACCAUCCCACGAACGAUCGCUGGAACGAUCGAAAAGCUUUGAAGGGAAAAUGAUAGCGAAGGAGAACGGAAUCCCGAAGCAAAACGGUACCAGCAGUGGGCCCGUAGUGAUGGAUGAGGUGAACUUUCGCUAUCUGAAGCAUGUGAUAAUCAAAUUUCUUACUAGUCGAGAGGUUGAAGCACGACACUUAAUAAAAGCCGUCUCAACGCUGCUGCAGCUUAGCUACGAGGAGGAGAAACUGCUUCAGGACACGCUUAACUGGAAGAUGAGCUGGUUCGGCAGCCGACCGGGACAGGUAACGCUGUCGACCAGCUAAAAAUCUGCCUCAUCAUAAUACCACCCAGGUGCAGACGUGCGACGACGCGAACGUCCCCGCACACGCUUCACGCCAAGCCUCCUAGCAUCAUAUCUCCUUAUACAGUUUUUUCUCUCAUUUAUCGGAAUCUUCCAAGGGGACAAUUCAGACAAAAGCAAACGAAACUCAACCACAACCAAAGCGUAAUCUCUAGCAUAUAUUUAGUAGAUAUCAAACCGGACAGUGCAAGAGAAGUAACAUAAUCAAAAGAAAGGGCAAUUUACGCUAAUGGGCAUGAAUGGGUUAAGUGAUUACGCAUAGCUAUCAUUUGUCUGCACAAACUGGUACAAUAGUCAGUAUAGUAGCCCUUCUACCUUUAAAAAGGAUGUUUCUUUUUUGUUAGUUUUUGUAGCUAUCAUUUAUUUUGUAGUUAUUUACGUGAAUUUAUGGAAUGCAUUUCCUUGCAUUCGUAUUACCUGCAACAUUCCCUUAGUCAAAAACAAAUGUCUAUAUGAAAGCCUUUUAUACGAUUUAUAUUGCUUACAUUUAUGUUACACCAUAUGUGAUUUGCUUUCCAAAGAUACCAAGUAUUUACAAUGCCAUAGUAUUAGGUCGGGCGAGUAUUCCGUGUGAUUUUGAUGAGUGAGUUCGUUUCGUUUUAAACGCACGUUUUGCUGCAUUUUGUUAGCUUUUGUAUUAUUUUUUUAUCUAUAUACAGCUUCUUUAUAAAAGGUAGUGUGGCGCACACGAUGCGCAAAACGUUUAUUCAUUUUCGGCUUGUGACGAUUGUUGAGCGGUAAAACCAGAAAAGAAGUACAGUGCAAUAACGGUUGAAAUGAAGCAUCCUUGCCAGUUUAAGGGUGCGGAGUGAAGGCGAAUACCGCAAGCUGCCUAGCUGCCCAAAACAGGUUCAUUGUUCAUGUGUUCCACACAGCCAUUAUUCAUGUUUAUACGAAUUCAAAUAAACCAAUAUACGCUAGGUAAAUUAAA
This is a messenger RNA of Anopheles stephensi (Asian malaria mosquito), 3822 nucleotides long. It is a transcript of the gene Golgin97, whose product is annotated as golgin subfamily A member 1. Lineage: Eukaryota; Metazoa; Arthropoda; Insecta; Diptera; Culicidae. Gene Ontology annotation, cellular component: Golgi apparatus. The transcript has 6 exons. The coding region runs from base 910 to 2853 and encodes 647 amino acids. The record is from RefSeq and is a predicted model, not a curated record.